This is a messenger RNA of Talaromyces rugulosus, 483 nucleotides long. RefSeq lists its product as uncharacterized. The record is from RefSeq and is a predicted model, not a curated record. Gene Ontology annotation, molecular function: DNA binding; DNA-directed RNA polymerase activity. Bases 1 to 483 code for a protein of 160 amino acids. Gene Ontology annotation, cellular component: RNA polymerase II, core complex; RNA polymerase III complex; RNA polymerase I complex. The transcript is spliced from 4 exons. Gene Ontology annotation, biological process: DNA-templated transcription. Lineage: Eukaryota; Fungi; Ascomycota; Eurotiomycetes; Eurotiales; Trichocomaceae.
AUGUCUGACUUCGGGGACCACGAUGGUGACGAAGCUGGCUUUGACUACGAGGCCGGUGAGGCGGAUUAUGACGACCACGAACCAGAAGACUUCCUGGAGCCGGAGGAGGGAGCGGAUGGAUACGACGACACAGGUGCUGAGGACGCAUUCAGCCACGCAGUGAAUGGCGAGCGCACUAUCAUAUCUGGCGAUCCCAACGCGGGCGGUGGUCGAGGCGUGAUUGAACAGCCCCGGGAAAAGAAAAUACCAAACGACAAACGUACAACCACACCGUAUAUGACCAAAUAUGAGCGAGCUCGCGUCUUGGGAACCAGGGCCCUUCAGAUCAGUAUGAAUGCCCCCGUUCUGGUCGAUCUUGAAGGCGAAACCGACCCACUUCAAAUCGCCAUUAAAGAGCUUAAUCAGAAGAAGAUUCCCCUGAUCAUCAGGAGAUAUCUCCCUGACGGAUAUUACGAGGACUGGACUUGUGAAGAGCUUCUGUGA